UGGCCUCCCCGGGAGGCCCGUAGCGGGCCUGCUCGCUUGCGCGUGCGCGUGCGCGUGCGCGUGCACACUGGGGCGGCCGGUCAACGCCGGACUGCUUCGGGACAGCCCGCCCCAUCCCUCCACCCGUGGGCUGGCAAUGGCGGGCCCAGUUUCGCUCUUCGGUAUGGUGGGGCUGUUGCUUGUGUCUGCGCUGCCUGGGGUCCUAGGAGACCGCGCCAGUCCCGACCUCCGGGCACACCCAGGGAACGCAGUCCACCCCGGCUCUGGGGCCACGGAACCCCGACGGCGACCACCGCUCAAGGACCAGCGCGAGCGGGCCCGGGCCGGGUCGCUGCCUCUGGGGGCGCUUUACACCGCGGCCGUCGUGGCUUUUGUGCUGUACAAGUGUUUGCAGGGAAAAGAUGAAACUGCGGUUCUCCACAAGGAGGCAAGCAAGCAGCAGCCACUGCAGUCAGAGCAACAGCUGGCCCAGUUGACACAACAGCUGGCCCAGACAGAGCAGCACCUGAACAACCUGAUGGCCCAGCUGGACCCCCUUUUUGAGCGGAACUUCUGAACAUGAAGCUACGGACCAUCCACGAGCUGCUGCAAGACAGCAAGCCGGACGAGGGUAUGGAGGCUUCAGAACCAGGUGAAGGCUUGGGAGGCGAGUCUGCUGGAGGUGGAGACAAAGUCUCUGAAACUGGAACAUUCCUGAUCUCUCCCCACACAGAGACCAGCAGACCUCUUCCUGAGGACUUUUGUUUAAAGCAGGACGAGGAGGAGGUUGGUGACAGUCAGGACUGGGAGGAGCCCACAAACUGGACCACAGAGACAUGGAACCUAUCUACUUCCUGGGAGGUGGAGCGGGGGCUACGGAGAAGGUGCAGCCAGACUGUGGCAGAGGGCCCCAGUCACAGCCCUGGCUGGGAAGGAGGGACGAUAGCUGAAGGUUGAGUAAAACAAAGUCUGUUUUUGUGAUGGGGUGCUCCUGUGUGUUUUUUCCAUCCUAGCUGGUUGUACACACCCAUACUAGGUGCCUAAGGACAACUGGGCCUUCUUGAAGAGCUGUCCUUAUUAGGACAAAAAGAGGCUGCCUUCCAGUGUGACAGCAGAAAAGAUAGAGGGAGCUCCAGCUCUUUUCCUUGUAUUCCUGAGGCCACCCGCAUACCCGUGUUCAGGGCCCAAAAAUCCCUUUUCUCAUAGCAAAACUGAGACAGAAGGGUCUUUCCCCAAAAAAAGAAAAAACUUUACUCAAAUCCAGUGGAAAAAUAAAUGAUAGAAACUAUACACAA
Molecule: messenger RNA, 1274 nt
Organism: Mandrillus leucophaeus (drill)
Lineage: Eukaryota; Metazoa; Chordata; Mammalia; Primates; Cercopithecidae
Gene: CCDC107
Product: coiled-coil domain containing 107
Exons: 5
Coding region: 137-556 (139 amino acids)
Source: RefSeq, a predicted model, not a curated record